GUGAUGUUUUGGCCCGCAGUGAUGACGUAGGCUGCAAGUUUUUUCCCAAUGGCUCUGACAGCAAAGACACAGAGCAGAGGAGGGAGGAAAUUCUCCUGAGACGGGCCCAAAGUCUUGGACUAACGUAACCUCCCGAUGUACAUGAGAUAUUUUUCCAGGCUAUUUUCAGCUAUGGCUGGACCCAGGCCCGUGGUUCUUAGCGGCCCGUCCGGGGCAGGGAAGAGCACUCUGCUGAAGAAGCUCAUGAAAGAAUAUGACAGUGUCUUUGGCUUUAGCGUCUCCCAUACAACAAGAAAUCCUCGACCUGGAGAAGAGAAUGGCAAAGAUUACCAUUAUGUCACACGGGAGGUGAUGCAAAUGGGUAUUGACAAAGGCGAUUUCAUUGAGAACGCAGAGUUUUCUGGGAACAUGUACGGGACAAGUAAAGCUGCUGUGCAAGAUGUCCAGGCAAAGAACCUCAUCUGUAUACUUGACAUUGACAUGCAGGGUGUGAGGAACAUCAAAACGACGGACCUCAAUCCAAUCUACAUCUCUAUCCAGCCACCCUCCAUGGCUGUCCUGGAAAAACGUUUAAGAGACAGAAAAACCGAGUCAGAGGAGAACCUCCAGAAGCGUUUACGUGCAGCCAUGGUGGACAUGCAGUUUAGUAAAGAACCUGGUGUAUUUGAUGCCGUAAUCGUCAAUGAUAAUUUGGAAGAUGCUUAUGGGCAGUUAAAAAAUGCCCUUCUGGAGUUUAUACUACGCUACGUUUGCCUUACACACUGGAAAUUACUAAGGUCAAGAAAGUCAACAUGUCUUCGUAAGACACAGCAGCAGUCUGCCUCGUUUGUUUGGUCCCAUCCAGCCACUCCUCACAAAACCACAGACCUCCAUUCCAGUCGUGAACAUUCCCUCAGAUGGUGGUCUAUGAAUACGUACAGUAGGGUUUACCGAAUUAUACAUUACAUAAUGUAAAGUGGAACAUUUUUUUAACUAUCGGGAAGCGCUUUCCAUGUUUUUAUUUUGAUUUGUAUGAAGAAAAAAUACUCCAAUAAUGCUUACUUGAUGUUCUGUUGGGUUUACUAAACACAGAUACCACUUCCAGCAAUGUUAUAUCCUCCCCACCAACCUGGACUAAACAGAGAGUAUUUUAAGGGUUUGAAAGAGUUUCUGGGUAUCGUGUUGGUUGGAGGUAGGGAGUUAUGCUACUCUUAUAACUUGAGAGUUUUUUGUGCUGCCAGUCGCACUCUGUUGAUGGGGAAACAGACCCAUUGAAAUGUACUGGAGACACAGACAGUGAGAGUUUGAUGUCAGGACCCUGUGCUAACUCCAUUAAAGUUUGGUCUGCUGGUUAACCAUAUGUGCUCUAGUUGGUAGAGGUAGAAAAUGUUGCUUAUAAUAUAGCUUUUUUAUUUUUUUUUUAUAACAGAACAAUUUUACUUUUAGUUUUAAAUUUGUAAUACUUUUAUAUUGUGUAACUAUCAUUUUGUAGCUUAACUUGUCCAGUAAAAUGACAUUCAGUGGACUGUUUUGAUUCCUAGCUAAAGGAGGGGGUUUUAACAUUACAGGACAAUUAAAGUUUUGGCAUGUUUUUAUAUUACAUUGCUUAGAAUCAAGCAUACAAAUUUCCUUUUACUUGAAAACCGAGAAUAUUUAUGACUCAUCUGUAAUUUGUAUAUUUUUUUUCUCCAUAACAGUCAAGUUUUUUUUAAUUUUAAAGUGUCCACUUAUACAGUAAUUAAAUGUUACAUCAUACUCUCUGAGAUGCAUGCAGUUCUCUGGCUUUCCAUUAACACUUAACCAGCUCUGUUAAUAAUGUGCAUGUUGUGAAAAAAAUGAAGUCCAUUAAACGUCCAGCAGGAACACUGUCUGUUAAAACUUAAUAAGUUACACUAAAAUACUGAAAGAAUUAUUUGUAUGUGUGCUAUAAAUAACAACUGUGAAAGAAACUGGCCAUAGUUAUUAUUUGCAGUACAUUUAUUUAAUUCAGAUUAAACACAGAGUACUCAAACAUCUUUCCCCUAACUACACAUAUAUAGUACAAGCAAUUCCAAUCUGUUAUUGCCUAAAUGUUAAUAAAUAACAUGAUCCUUGUAACUAACUAAAAUACCUUUUAAAAACAACACAACCACAAAUCUUUAAGAGGCCAGUUACUGUAUUCUAGUCACUUUUUAAAUUGGAUUGAGAAGGUAGUAAAUUCUGUGAGCUCAAGUACUUUGCACAAACAUCAAAUAUGAAAUUACAGAUCUGGUUGCUCCAGAUGAACACAUAUGCUUUGGAAAAGCAAAUACAUGCAGUCACUCCUCUAAAUAUCUAUUACUUGCAUAUCAAUGUCUCUGUGAUAUCCUGUGUAUUCACAGGAAAUUGCACUGCAUUAACAUACACAAAAUGUCUAAAAAGCAGAGUAUAUCAUUCAGUUCACAAUGGCAGAAACAUGUUUUGCAAUAAUAAAUUACGUAAAUGCAGUCAAACACAGCUCAGAUGUGAAACAGGUUGUCAGUUCACCGACCAAAUGAUUUUCUCGGAGAAGUGUCAUAAGCUGCAAACCAAUAAAUCGUUCACAAACAA
Molecule: messenger RNA, 2547 nt
Organism: Micropterus dolomieu (smallmouth bass)
Lineage: Eukaryota; Metazoa; Chordata; Actinopteri; Centrarchiformes; Centrarchidae
Gene: guk1a
Product: guanylate kinase 1a
Exons: 9
Coding region: 136-954 (272 amino acids)
Biological process (GO): purine nucleotide metabolic process
Cellular component (GO): cytosol
Molecular function (GO): GMP kinase activity
Source: RefSeq, a predicted model, not a curated record